AAUUUCGUGAAAAUGAAUCUCAUAGAGGCGCUGAAACUGGUGCAAAUGCAUUGAAAGCUUUAGGUAUAUGUUAACGUUUCUAAUAAAACAUUAUAUUGUACAAAAUAUUAUCUUUCUUAAAUAAUAAUGGGUAUUAUAAAUGAUAAACCAAACGUCAGUGCAGAAUCAAAAGAUGUGCAAAAAUCUGAUAAACCAUUGAAACCUUGUUGUGCUUGUCCUGAAACGAAAAAAGCAAGAGAUGAUUGUAUUAUUACUAAAGGUGAAGAAAACUGCAGGGAUUUAAUAGAAGAACAUAAAACUUGUAUGCGAUCACUAGGAUUUAACAUAUAAAUAAAUAUAUAAAUAUUUAUUACUGUAGAUGAUGUAACAAAUUCUCAGGUUAUAUUUUGUUUGUAGAAACAAACUUUGUAUUUGAAUAAAUAAUAUUUAAUUUAUAC
Apis dorsata (giant honeybee) is the source of this 437-nucleotide messenger RNA. RefSeq names its product cytochrome c oxidase copper chaperone (gene Cox17). The coding region runs from base 127 to 330 and encodes 67 amino acids. The record is from RefSeq and is a predicted model, not a curated record. Gene Ontology annotation, molecular function: copper chaperone activity; copper ion binding. The transcript is spliced from 2 exons. Gene Ontology annotation, biological process: mitochondrial respiratory chain complex IV assembly. NCBI's taxonomy places the organism in Eukaryota, Metazoa, Arthropoda, Insecta, Hymenoptera, Apidae. Gene Ontology annotation, cellular component: mitochondrial intermembrane space.